UCUUCUGUAUAACUAUAUUUAAUAUAGUCUUCAUAGCUCCAUCCUCGGUCUAACCAUAUUAUCUAGGUAUAUACAGUCUCUAUGCUAAGAUGGCUAUGUUUACGUGUUUUCGAUGUUGUUCAAUUAUAACCUAACUAACUGUAAAAGCACGUUUUCGUUUAUAGUGUAUGUUUUACGUUAAUUUUAUAAGAGGAUUAUUACAAAUUUGACAGUAAGAAACGGAUAAAAAUAUUUUUAAAUAAAUAGAUAAUAAAUGCUUCGAAUACUUAGGACUCAGGAAUUUUUCAACAGUGCUUGUUCUACCUGUAAUAAAUUUUGUAGAUCAUUAACUACUAAAUUGGACACGAUGACUGAGAUUAAAGAAAUAAAAAUCAAUCACCCAGAAAAGCGAUUACUGGAAGAAGACACAACAAAUAAUAUUAAAAAACAAAAGACAGAAGCUUUUGUUAGAAUAAAAAAGAAAAACUGUGCAAUGAUGUUAGGUUAUUUAGGAAAAGAUUAUUAUGGAAUGCAAAGAAAUCCUGGUAUGAAUACUAUAGAAGAAGAAUUAAUAAAAGCUAUGUUUAAAGCUAAAUUAAUAAAUUCAGAAGCAUUUGAAACAAUACAAUCAAUUCAUUUUCAAAGGGCUGCAAGAACAGAUAAAGGGGUUUCUGCUGUGAGACAAGUUGUUUCCCUGAAAUUACCUGAAAAUCCUUGCAAAGAUUCUAUUAAUGAAAAUUUGCCCAAAGAUAUUAAGGUAUUUGCAAUAAAGCGAGUCACCAAAGGUUUCAACAGCAAAUCACAAUGUGAUGCCAGAACAUAUUCUUACACACUACCCACUUUUGCAUUUGCACCAGAACACAUAGAAUCUUAUCAAGAAACAGGAGAAUUUCAAGAUAUAGAAAAAAGAAUACAACAUCUCUCUACUAUAAAUGGGAAACCAUACAGUGAAUACCGUUUGCCGGAAGAUAGAAAGCAGCAACUAAGUGAUCUGCUAAAGUAUUAUGAAGGAACACAUAAUUUUCACAACUUCACAAGGCAAAUACUACCUCUAGAUCCCCGAGCAAAAAGAUACAUUAUGAGUUUUGUAGCUGAUGAACCUUUUAUUGUAAAUGACAUGGAAUUUAUUACUUUGAAAGUAAAAGGACAAAGUUUCAUGAUGCAUCAAAUUAGAAAAAUGGUUGCAUUAGUGAUAGGAAUUUUAAGAGAUAUUGUAACAAAAGAAGAUUUUGAAAAGGAAGUUUUUGAAACAAAAAAAUAUGAAAUUGUCAGAGCUCCAAGCUUAGGAUUGAUGUUAAAUAUUGUGCAUUAUGAUUACUACAAUAAGAGGUAUGGCACAGAUGGAAUACACGAGACACUUGACUGGGCUGAGUGUGAAAAAGAAGUAACAGAGUUUGAGAAAAAUCAUAUUUUAAAAUAUGUUAUCGACACAGAAUUGAAAGAAAAAAGUAUGCUCGAGUGGUUAGCGAGUCUUAAUGUACAGUCGUUUGGACCACGAAGCGAAAAUCAAUUAGAUAAUGAUAAAGAUGAUGAAGCAGCGGAUGAUUGAAGAAAUAUGUAUUAUAUAUUUUAUGAUCUUCUUUUUGUUACCAAGAAUUGUACAUUAUGUUGAGCGAAUAAACAAUUAUACUGAUUAA
Phymastichus coffea is the source of this 1616-nucleotide messenger RNA. It is a transcript of the gene Pus1, whose product is annotated as pseudouridylate synthase 1 homolog. Lineage: Eukaryota; Metazoa; Arthropoda; Insecta; Hymenoptera; Eulophidae. Bases 254 to 1528 code for a protein of 424 amino acids. Gene Ontology annotation, biological process: mRNA pseudouridine synthesis; tRNA pseudouridine synthesis. The record is from RefSeq and is a predicted model, not a curated record. The transcript is spliced from 6 exons. Gene Ontology annotation, molecular function: RNA binding; pseudouridine synthase activity. Gene Ontology annotation, cellular component: nucleus.